Messenger RNA from Colias croceus (clouded yellow), 2221 nucleotides. RefSeq lists its product as uncharacterized. The coding region runs from base 51 to 2204 and encodes 717 amino acids. Gene Ontology annotation, biological process: proteolysis. The record is from RefSeq and is a predicted model, not a curated record. The transcript has 12 exons. Gene Ontology annotation, molecular function: zinc ion binding; metalloendopeptidase activity. NCBI's taxonomy places the organism in Eukaryota, Metazoa, Arthropoda, Insecta, Lepidoptera, Pieridae.
UAUGACUUUUUUUUGAUGUGUAAUAAGUUUCCAUUUCAGUCUUUUCUGAAAUGAAAAUCUACUAUAUUUUAUUCGUACUAUUCAUGAAUAUAUUUUCUUAUGUGAAUGCUAUUAUUCCAUCGUUAUCCGUACACAAAAUUGAUAGUAAAAUAAUAGAAAAAAAGCGACAAGAUACUUUAGAAAUAUGUCGGAUAUUUAAUGAGCAAAAUGAAUUGCUGCAAAAAGCAUCGAAAGACGAUAUUAAAAGCAUAAAUAAUAGGUUCAAAAGAGAUUUAGUUCCCCAUGACGUAGGUAAUCCUCUUUUAAAUAGUGAAGAUUUGAGAAGAGUUGAAAAUAUAGUAGACAAACUGUAUGACGAUAAUAUGGAACAAAAUGGACAAAAAAUAAUAUACCGCCAAAGAAUCUUGAAUGACACACAAGAUAUCAAGACUACUAUCAAAAAUAAUCGACGUUAUAACUUCGCUCCAGCAAAACUGUUAGGUCCACUUGAACCAGAAGAUGUCAAAGAAAAAAAACCAUUAGUAGAAGUAAAUACUGACUUGGACUGGAUUAAGAAAUGGCAUCACGGCAUUGUACCAUACUUUAUUGAUUCUAGUUCAUAUGAUGUACAACUUAUGGAAACGAUAGUAAAAGCAUUUGACUAUUUCGAAAAGGCUACCUGCAUCCGACUACAGCGACUACGGGAGAGGCCAGUAGAUACGCAGUCACUGCAAAGUGUAGAGUGGCUAUACAUCGCCAAUCCUUCUGGAAUAAAACAGUGUGUGCAUAGCAAUGAAAAGAAACCUAAUAACGGUGUUCAGAUGGUUGUCUUCGGGUAUGACUGCAUGUCCUUGGGAGAAAUAGUUCAUGAAGUAAUGCACAUAUUGGGAUUUUCUCAUGAACACACCAGACCUGAUAGAGAUAGAUAUUUAACAAUAAAAUGGGACAAUAUUAAACCAGGAUACAAAAAGUAUUUCUCAGUUCGUGAAGAAGAUCCUCUUUCAAGUUUACCGUAUGAUUACGCAAGUGUACUCCAUUAUCCCCCUCGGGCAUUUUCUAGGAACGGGAAGGUUACUAUAAUGACUGAGAAUGGCGUUAAAAUUGGACAAAGGGAAGCUUUGAGUGAAACAGACGUUGAAAAGGUGUCUAUAGUUUAUAGUGCGGAAUGUACAAAACGUAAUAAAGAAUAUCUUUUAAAGACAUGCCCUAGUGUUAUACACCGUACCCCAGAUAAAAAUACUGUAAAAAGUGAAGAAAUCGAUGAAUACUUCAAGGAAAGAAUCUGGCCCUAUGGCAUUGUAAACUAUAAAAUAAGAGAUGCAAUGGAAUUCACUACUGAGGAAAAGGAAAACAUACAGGCGGUGCUUAGACACAUCGAAAAAGAGACAUGCAUUGAAUUUAGAAAUUUAAAUACGAAUAAAGAUUCUCCAGAAAAAGAUGAAGACCCAAAUGAAAGUGACGAAAAUGUAACACCAGCUGGUCAUCCGCUGCAAAAUAAAGAAGUUACGAUUGCAAACAAUGAAAAUGAACAUUUGUCAGACUCUACGCUUGCACCUUUAGUUGAAUCUGACUUUUCUAAUACAACUCUCAAGGAAAAUACUACUUCAGUGCAAUUAGAUGCUGAAAAUGAAAUUGUUAACGAUGAUAGAACAGACGAAGUAGUUGUUCUAUCAAAAACUAAAUUCAAUAAUCGAGUAAAACGUAAUGCAAAUGUUUCAUCACCGCUCAGACGACACGCCGCGAACAUUUUAACGCUAGUAAGAUCAUCAGAGCCUGGAUGUGAUUGUCCACCUUCAGGAAGACCUAACGGAAAUAAAGUGUUAAUGAUAAACAAUGACUGCUUUAAUUCAGUUAAUGACUUGUUACACUUAUUUGUUCACGUCCUGGGAUUGGACCAUCAACACAACAUGCACGACCGAGAUUAUUUUCUUAAAAUAGUGUGGGAUAAGCUUACUCCAGAUAUCAGAAGGGAAAUGGCUAAAAAGCUUCCUCCUGCAGCUUCAGCGGGUUUCGCUUACGACUACCAAAGUGUCAUGCAUUAUCCGUGGUUACAAAUAAAAGAUGGUGUUACUAAUAUCAUGUAUCCAAUUUGGAACGAUGGUUGGGCUAUGGGCCACUGGCAAGGCCUCAGCUUUACGGACGUUCAGAAACUCAAUCUUAUUUAUAAAUCACAAUGUGCGGAAAGAAGCAAAAGUGUAUCUGCGAAAAAAUUUAAACGACAAUAAAUGUUUUUAAAUAUGUA